Molecule: messenger RNA, 1902 nt
Organism: Staurois parvus
Lineage: Eukaryota; Metazoa; Chordata; Amphibia; Anura; Ranidae
Source: the annotation of a GenBank genome assembly
AUGAGGAAAACCUCCGAGGAUUGUCUCACUUUGUCUCCAGACUGGAAAGUAGAAGAUGAGGACAUCACACAGUAUAGUCCAGGAGAAAACCCGGCUCCCUCCAAUGUCCAUCCGGCACCACCCAGUAUAGAUGGACCAUCGGAUUCCUCGUAUCCUGAGGAACCUCAGACUGUGCGGGACCGGGCCGGCCUUCCAACAGGGAAGAGGUUCUCCUGUACUGAGUGCGGGAAAUGUUUCCAUUCCAAAUUCAAUCUUAAUGUCCAUAAAAGAUCUCACACGGGGGAAAAGCCAUUUUCUUGUGCUGAGUGCAGGAAAUGUUUUGUCCAAAAAUCAGAGCUUGUCACACAUCAAAGGUCCCACUCAGGGGAUAAACCAUAUUCCUGUCCUGAUUGCGGAAAAUGUUUUUCACAAAAGUCCAAUAUUCAAAUCCACCAGAGGUUCCACACAGGUGAGAAGCCAUAUUCCUGUUCUGAUUGCGGAAAAUGUUUUUCAGUGAAAUCUCAUCUUUUCAUACAUAGAAGGUUUCACACGGGGGAAAAGCCCUAUUCUUGUACUGUGUGCGGGAAAUGUUUUGUACAAAAAUCACAUCUUGUCACACAUCAAAGGCUUCACACGGGGGAAAAACCGUACUCCUGUUCUGAGUGCGGGAAAUGUUUUUCAGACAAGUCACAUCUUUAUACACAUCAGAGAUCUCACACAGGGGAGAAGCCGUAUUCCUGCCCUGAUUGCGGGAAAUGUUUUUCAGAGAAGUCCAGUCUUGACAGACAUCAGAGGGCUCACACGGGGGAAAAGCCGUAUUCCUGUCCCGAGUGCGGGAAAUGUUUUUCACAGAAGUCCAGCCUUUACACACAUCAGCGACUGCACACAGGUGAGAAGCCGUAUUCCUGUUCUGAUUGCGGAAAAUGUUUUUCAGUGAAGUCUCAUCUUUUCAUACAUCAGAGAUCGCACACGGGUGAAAAGCCGUAUUCCUGUCCUGAGUGCGGGAAAUGUUUUUCGGACAUGUCCAGUCUUUACACACAUCAGAGAUCUCACACGAAGGAGAAGAAGUAUUCCUGUCCUGAGUGCGGGAAAUGUUUUUUACAUAAGUCACAUCUUUAUACACAUCAGAGAUCUCACACAGGGGAGAAGCCGUAUUCCUGCCCUGAUUGCGGGAAAUGUUUUUCAGAGAAGUCCAGUCUUGACAGACAUCAGAGGGCUCACACGGGGGAAAAGCCGUAUUCCUGUCCCGAGUGCGGGAAAUGUUUUUCACAGAAGUCCAACCUUUACACACAUCAGCGAUUGCACACAGGAGAGAAGCCGCAUUCCUGUCCUGAGUGCGGGAAAUGUUUUUCAGGGAAGUCUAAUCUUUACAGACAUCAGAGAUCUCACACAGGGGAAAAGCAGUAUACCUGUCCUGAGUGUGGCCAGUAUUUUUCACAUAAGUCCACUUUUAACAAACAUCAGAAAUCUCACACAAAUAAUAAGCCGUAUUCUUGUCCUGACUGCGGGAAAUGUUUUUCACUGAAGUGUCAUCUUCUCAGCCAUCAGAAAAUGCACACAGGGGAGAAGCCGUAUUCUUGUCCUGACUGCGGGAAAUGUUUUUCACAUGUGUCCAAUCUUUACCAACAUCAGAGAUUGCACAGAGGUGAGAAGCCAUAUUCCUGUCCUGAGUGUGGGAAAUGUUUUUCAAGGAAGCCACAUCUUUACAGACAUCAGAGAUCUCAUACGGGGGAGAAGCCGUAUUCCUGUCCUGAGUGUGGGAGAUGUUUUUCAGUGAAGUCCAGUCUUUACAGCCAUCAGAGGUCUCACACAGGGGUAAAGCCGUAUUCCUGUUCUGAGUGCGGGAAAUGUUUUUCAACGAUAUCACAUUUUUACAUCCAUCAGCGAUUGCACAGAGGGGGAGAAGCCGUAUUCCUGUUCUGA